UGAACGUGGUACCUUCAGACGUUUUUAAAUUGCUCCCAAGGAUGAACCAGACUUGUGGAGGUCCACAAUUUUCUUUCUGAGGUCUUGGCUGAUUUCUUUAGAUUUUCCCAUGAUGUCAAGCAAAGAGGCACUGAGCUUGAAGGUAGACCUUGCAAUACAUCCACAGGUACACCUCCAAUUGACUCAAAUUAUGUAUUAGCCUAUCAGAAGAUUCUAAAGCCAUGACAUAAUUUUCUGGAUUUUUCCAAGCUGUUUAAAGGCACAGUCAACUUAGUGUAUGUAAACUUCUGACCCACUGGGAUUCUGAUAUAGUGAAUAAUAAGUGAAAUAAUCUGUCUGUAAACAAUUGUUGGAAAAAUUACUUGUGUCAUGCACAAAGCAGAUGUCCUGUCCAACUUGCAAAAACUACAGUUUGUUAACAAGAAAUUUGUGGAGUGGUUGAAAAACGAGUUUUAAUGACUCCAACCUUAGUGUAUGUAAACUUCUGAUUUCAACUGUAAAUUUAAAAAGGGAUGAAAAGAUUUUUCCCCCUCCUGAUUUACACAACCUACUCCACAUUUUCAAAGUGAAAGAAAAAUGUGAGAUUUUCUAAAAUUCUUGAUUGCGUAUGUCUUCACACCCCAGAGUUACUUGUUUGAGUCACCUUUGGCAGAAAUAAUUAAAGCUGUGAAUCAUGUUGAAUAAGAUUUCACUAACUUUGCACAUAUCUUGUAGCAAUACAUAUCUUUUGUGUUUGGAAAAAUUGCUGAAGCGGUCAAUUUGGUUGGGGAUCAUUGACGGACAGCAAUAUUCAAGUCUUUUCUCAGAUUUUCAAACAGAUUUAUGUCAGGACUAAGACUGGACCGCUCAGGAACACUCAACAUCUAUUAGAAAGUCAUUCUAAAGUGUCCUAAGUGUUAAAAUGUGUGUAAUCGUCCCACUGAUAAAUAAAACUACCACCGUGUUGGGUCUUCAAAAGACUGAGGCAGGUUUUCCUCAAAGUUUUUACAUGAGCUUUGCCCCUUUCAUAUUUAUUUUGGGCCUGACAAAACUCCCCAGUCCCUGCCUGUGACAGGCAUACCUAUAUGCUGACACCACAAUUCUUGAAAAUAAACUCAGCAAAAAAAGAAAUGUCCCUUUUUCAGGACCCUGUCGUUCAAAGAUAAUUCGUAAAAAUCCUAAGAACUUCGCAGAUCUUCAUUGUAAAGGGUUUAACCACUGUUUCCCAUGCUUAUUCAAUGAACCAUAAACAAUUAAUGAACAUGCACCUGUGGAACGGUCGUUAAGACACUAACAGCUGACAGAUGGUAGCCAAUUAAGUUCACAGUUAUGAAAACUUAGGACACUAAAGAGGCCUUUCUACUGACUCUGAAAUACACCAAAAGAAAGAUAGCCAGGGUCCCUGCUCAUCUGCGUGAACGUGCCUUAGGCAUGUUGCAAGGAGGCAUGAGGACUGCAGAUGUGGCCAGGGCAAUAAAUUGCAAUGUCCGUACUGUGAGAUGACUAAGACAGCACUACAGGGAGACAGGGCGGACAGCCGAUCGUCCUCACAGUGGCAGACCAUGUGUAACAACAGAUGCACAGGAUCGGUACAUCCGAACAUCCCACCUGCUGGACAGGUACAGAAUUACAACAACAACUGCCUGAGUUACACCAGGAACGCACAAUCCUUCCAUCAGUGCUCAGACUGUUCGCAGUAGGCUGAAUAGGCUGCCUCUCGUUCUUGCCUCGUUGCUCCAACUCCUCGUAAUGUCGCCGUUACGCUUUUGCUGCUUCUAUCUCCUCCUUCGGACGGCGAUACUCCCCGACCUGCGUCCAGGGUCCUUUUCCGUCCAGGAUCUCCUCCCAUGUCCACUCGUCCUUUUUACCACGCUGCUUGGUCCUUUGGUGGUGGGUAGUUCUGUAACGUCUCUCGUCGGAAGGCAUGGACCAAAGCGCAGCGUGGUAAGUGUUCAUUAUAUUUUAUUUCUCAAAAACACUCAUACAAAAUAACAAAGUGAAAAACUGAAACAGUUCUGUCAGGUGCAGACACUAAACAGAAACUAACUACCCACAAACACAGGUGGGAAAAAGGCUGCCUAAGUAUGAUUCCCAAUCAGAGACAACGAUAGACAGCUGCCUCUGAUUGGGAACCACACUCGGCCAAAAACAAAGAAAUAGAAAACAUAGAAUUAAAGAAACUAGAAUGCCCACCCUAGUCACACCCUGGCCUAACCAAAAUAGAGAAUAAAAGCCUCUCUAUGGCCAGGGCGUGACAUCACCCAAAAAAAUGAAUGGUAAAGAUUAGCACUGCAGAUCUGUAAAUUGCAUUAUGCGUAUCUUCUCUAUUCAUUUUGGAUUGUGCAUUUACACUGUAGCUCCUUCUACAAAACAGAAUGCCUGGGAUGUGGACUUAUCUGAAGAGAAGAUCGCUUUUGAGUCCAGAGAGCAUAGUUUGGAUGCCCAGAAAGCAGCUCCUCAAGGUUUCAUCAUGAAUAAAAACAAGCGAGGAGAAGAGAGGGAGCUCUACAGUUUAGAUGUCGGAGAUUCCACCUUCACUGUUCUGAAAUGCUACCAGAAUCUAAGGCCCAUCGGCUCAGGAGCACAGGGAAUCGUCUGUUCAGCGUAUGACCACAACCUUGAGAGAAAUGUGGCUAUUAAGAAGUUAAGUCGGCCGUUCCAGAACCAGACGCAUGCCAAGAGAGCGUACAGAGAACUGGUGUUAAUGAAAUGUGUCAAUCACAAAAAUAUCAUUGGCCUAUUAAACGUAUUCAGCCCACAAAAAUCAUUAGAAGAAUUUGCAGAUGUAUACAUUGUGAUGGAGCUGAUGGAUGCCAACUUGUGCCAGGUGAUUCAGAUGGAGCUGGAUCAUGAGAGGUUGUCCUACCUGCUCUACCAGAUGCUGUGUGGCAUCAAACACCUCCACGCUGCCGGCAUCAUACACAGGGAUCUAAAGCCCAGUAACGUUGUGGUGAAGUCAGACUGUACGUUGAAGAUCUUGGACUUUGGCUUAGCUCGGACGGCGGCUACAGGUCUGCUGAUGACCCCCUACGUAGUGACCAGAUACUACAGAGCACCAGAGGUCAUACUGGGGAUGGGCUACCAGGCCAACGUGGACGUGUGGUCAGUGGGUUGUAUUGUGGCUGAGAUGGUCAGAGGUAGUGUGUUGUUCCCAGGCUCUGACCACAUUGACCAGUGGAACAAGGUGAUAGAGCAGCUUGGGACUCCGCCCCAGGAGUUCCUGAUGAAGCUCAACCAAUCAGUGAGGACGUACGUAGAGAACAGGCCGCGUUACGCAGGAUACAGCUUUGACAAACUCUUCCCUGACGUCCUCUUCCCUGCAGACUCAGAGCACAACAAACUGAAAGCGAGCCAGGCCAGAGACCUGCUGUCUAAGAUGUUGGUGAUCGACUCGUCUAAGAGGAUCUCUGUGGACGAGGCCCUGAAACACCCCUAUAUCAACGUGUGGUACGACCCAGCAGAAGUGGAGGCGCCCCCUCCGAAGAUCACAGACAAGCAGCUGGAUGAGCGAGAGCAUACGGUGGAGGAGUGGAAAGACCUGAUCUGGAAGGAGGUGUAUGAGUGGGACGAGUGGACCAAGCAGAAUGGCGUGAUCAAAGGACAACCUCUUUUAGGUGCAGCAAUGAUUGACAGCUCCCCUCAGCACCCCUCGCCCUCAGCCAAUGACGUAUCCUCCAUGUCGACUGACCCCAGUGACCCUAGUGAACCCACCAUGACCUCUGACACGGACAGCAGCCUGGACAGCCACACCUCUCUGGGAGCACUGGCCUGCUGCAGAUAACACACACACACACCCCUGUCACGGUAUAUAGUUUAAAACACUUAAAGGGGAAAUCUGCGAUGGCUACAUAUUUUCUUUUUUGCCUUUUCAUUGAAUGAUAUAUACCAAUUGAUUCUUGAAGAAUAUAAUAUAUAAAUGCUUUUACUCCAUUGUUUGUAAACAAACACUGUAUAGCCUCAAAACAUGAUUACAUUGUGUUUACUCCAUUGUUUGUAAACAAUGUAAUUGUAAACAAACACUGUGUAUAACCUCUAAACAUGGUUAAAAUUAUACUUUUGAUACUGUACCAUGGAUGGUCAGUCCUUGCAUCCAUAGCUUUGUCUAUGAAUUUCAGAGCAAUUACAUUUCUCUAGCCCCACCCUAAGCUGCUUACCAAAAACAGUGGUGGGGUGACUGCUUUAUUGUCGUUUGAACUGCAGAUUGCCCCUUUAAGGGUCCGUAGUAAAAUAAAAAUUAUUAUUUAAAAUAAUUAUAUAAAAUUAUUUAUUUUUUAAAUGUACAGCUUCUUUUAUUUGCUAUGUCCCCUAUAUCAGGCAUUGCCGAUUGUGUACAUGCUGUAAAUUACUAUAUUUAUUUAUUUUCUUGUCAGCUUCUGUCCCUCCAAGCUGUGUAUGUCUAUGCUGUAAAUGAUAGUGGUUCAAAUCUCACAGUGGUUGGAACUUUUUCCCCUUUUCCCUAUUAGAAAGUGUUUUCUUACAAACACAUAUUUAUUUUCUAUUAUAAAUUGGGUGGUUCGAGCCCUGAAUGCUGAUUGGCUGACAGCUUUGGUAUAUGAGACCGUAUACCACGGGUAUGACAAAACAUUUAUUUUGCAUUAAAUUAAAGGAUUAAAUCACCUGGCCCAAAUACCUUUGUCACUUAGCCAUAUUUGUUGCUUUAUUUCUUCAACCAGUGGCCCAUCCAUCUUGGCUCUAACCCUUCAAUGUUUGCAGAUCUUUAGGUUUUGGAUAGGUAUAAACACCUGUGCAGGUCUACAAACAUCAAAGGGUUGGGGCCAAGGGGAAGGCGACGAAGGCUGCUUAUGUUUUAUUGGCGGGGCCAGGAGUCUUUCCUCAGGUCACAGGACCAGGAAAAACUCCCAGCCCCAUUGAUUUGAUUUAAGUGCUCUUACAGUUCAGGGAUUCUUGAAAGUUGGGACAAUCCUUGACCGGCAGAUAAACUUUAUUUUUAUUGUUUAUUUUGUUGCAUUAUUUGGUCCUAAAAAUUACAUUUAGGGGAAUUUUAUAAGGGGAAAGAUUUGCUUUUGGAAUUUUCUAAAUAUUUUCAAUAUUACACAUUUCCAUGUUGGCUCUAUGCCUGGAAAUGUCCUUGUUCGGAGCCAAGGUGGACAAUUUCAAACUCCAAAAAAGUGUUUAAAAUUCUUAAAACGGCAAUAAUGAAUAUUAACUGAAAAUGGAUCUUAGGUAGUUUCUUGCAUUAGACCUCUGACUUAAAAUAAUAUUUCUCUCAAAACUGUGAUUCCUAAAAAAAUAGUCAGGAGAUUUGAUGAACUCUGUCAGAUUUGUCUACAAUCAUAAAUUAAUCAAGAAUGAUCCGGGUCAGCUACACCUCAUGGACCGUUUCUUAAUGUCCUCAUUACAUAUAGUGCAACAAAACCACUCAUGGUCUGCAAAGUGAUCUACUUUUGAUAGAUUUAAAGAAACAAUAUUGAACGUCAACUCCGUCAGAGUGCUGAAAUAUAUGAUAGAAUGGUUAUAUUUUUAUUGGGAAUUUUCAAAUAAAUCAUUUUCUAUAUUUUACAAAUGUUUGUAUUGAAGUUUUAUUUUUAGAAGCAAAAAUAUGUCUGUUUUGUUGUCAACUCCGUCAGUGGCUUGUCAUCUCCGUCACUGAUGGCUAACCCCUUUUUAAGGUCAAUAUUUUGUCAAUAUUCUGAAAAUAUAUACAGCUGAAGUCGGAAGUUUACAUACACCUUGGCCAAAUACAUUUAAACUCAGUUUUUCACAAUUCCUGACAUUUACUCCUAGUAAAAAUUCCCUUUCUUAGGUCAGUUAGGAUCACCACUUUAUUUUAAGAAUGUCAGAAUAAUAAUAGUAUAGAGAAUUAUUUAUUUCAGCUUUUAUUUCUUUCAUCACAUUCCCAGUGGGUCAGAAGUUUUACAUACACUCAAUUAGUAUUUGGUAGCAUUGCUUUUAAAUUGUUUAACAUGAUCAAACGUUUUGGGUAGCCUUCCACAAGCUUCCCAUAAUAAGUUGGGUGCAUUUUGGCCCAUUUCUCCUGACAAGCUUUAACUUCCUGAAUGAUGUCUUGAGAUGUUGCUUCAAUAUAUCCACACAAUUUUCCUCCCUCAUGAUGUCAUCUGUUUUGUGAAGUGCACCAGUCCCUCCUGCAGCAAAGGGACCCCCACAACAUGAUACUGCCACGUGCUUCACGGGGGAUGGUGUUCUUCGACUUGCAAGCGUCCCACUUUUUCCUCCAAACAUAACGAUGGUCAUUAUGGCCAAACAGUUCUAUUUUUGUUUCAUCAGACCAGAGGACAUUUCUCCAAAAAGUACGAUCUUUGUCCCCAUGUGCAGUUCCAAACCGUUGUCUGGCUUUUUCAUGGCGGUUUUGGAGCAGUGGCUUCUUCUUUGCUGAGCGGCCUUUCAGGUUAUGUCGAAAUAGGACUCGUUUUACUGUGGAUAUAGAUACUUUUGUGGAUAGAGAUACUUUUUUCCUCCAGCAUCUUCACAGGGUCUUUUGCUGUUGCUCUGGGAUUGAUUUGCACUUUUCGCACCAAAGUACCUUCAUCUCUAGGAGACAGAACACAUCUCCUUCCUGAGCGGUAUGACGGCUGCGUGGUCCCAUGGUGUUUAAACUUGCUUACUAUUGUUUGUACAGAUGAACGUGGUACCUUCAGGCAUUUGGAAAUUGCUCCCAAGAUGAAUCAGACUUGUGGAGGUCUACAAAUGUUUUGGCUGAUUUCUUUUGAUUUUCCCAUGAUGUCAAGCAAAGAGGCACUGAGUUUGAAGGUAGGCCUUGAAAUACAUCCAUAGGUACACCUCCAAUUGACUCAAAUUAUGUCAAUUAGCCUAUCAGAAGCUUCUAAAGCCAUAACAUAAUUUUCUGGAUUUUUCCAAGCUGUAUAAAGGCACAGUCAACUUAGUGUAUUUAAACUUCUGACCCACUGGGAUUGUGAUACAGGGAAUUAUAAUUGAAAUAAUCUGUCUGUAAAUAAUUGUUGGAAAAUAACUUGUGUCAUGCACAAAGUAGAUGUCCUAACCGACUUUGAAAUUUGUGGAGUGGUUGUAAAACGAGUUUUAAUGACUCCAACCUAAGUCUACGUAAACCUCCGACUUCAACUGUAUAUAUCACUGUUCUGCAACAUAUGGUUAAACUAUUGAGAUAUUUGUUGUGCUAGAUCUAAGGGACAAUGUUUACUUUUUAAAUGUUGUUUUAUAUUCUGAAUCUAGAAAAACAUGCUAACAAAAUUUUCCCUGGAGCAUUAUACAGUAUAGUGCUAUAAAAUAAGUAAGAAAUAAGUUUAAAUGACAUAUUUCUAUACUAUACUGUUAGAAUUAAACAAUCAAUACUUUUAAACACUUGUUGGACAAUACAUGUAAAAAUGAAAUGGUUUUUAUGGUGUCUGACGGGGUUGACAAUCCAGUUAGUUGCAUUUUAUGAUUUUGCUUUUGUUGAAUUAUGAGGUUUUUCCUUUUCAUGGUGUGAUAGCUGAUACUUUAAAGUUGUAUUAGCCAUAUGUACAGGAUACACAUGGUAUACACCAUCCAAUGAAAGGCUUAGGUUUUUUCUUUACAAUGCAACAACAAUUAGAAAUAAUAAAAUAUUAGAAUACGAACAUAAAGUAAAUGUCUCAGUAGAGUACAAUAAACAUUUGAGCAUAAAUAUAAAACAGGAUGGCACAAUUUAUAGUCCAAUAUUUACAUUUGUUUUGCGGGAUCAAGUGUUUAAAUUGUGAAGUAUUUACUAAUCAUAUUAAGUCUGGUAGCAGUGUGUGUGUGUGUGUGUGUGUGUGUGUGUGUGUGUGUGUGUGUGUGUGUGUGUGUGUGUGUGUGUGUGUGUGUGUGUGUGUGUGUGUGUGUGUGUGUGUGUGUGUGUGUGUGUGUGUGUGUGUGUGUGUGUGUGUGUGUGUGUGCAAGAAUGAGUGCAUGUGUGCUGAAAUGCGGAGAGUCAGUGAAGGUGGUCAGUCCAGUUCAAGUGUUCAGUCAGCAGAUGGCUUGUAGAUAGAAACUGUCUCUGAGCCUUUUGGUAUUAGACAUCAUGCUCCGAUACCAUCUGCCCGACGGUAAGGGAGUGAACAGCUCGUGGCUGGGGUGUGUGGGGUCCUUGAGGAUGAUGCUGCGGGCCUUCCUCAGGCACCGUUUUGAGUAGAUGUCCUGGAUGGGUGGCAGCACGGUCCCAGUAAUGUACUGGGUCGCCCUCACCACCCGCUGGAGAGCCUUGCAGUCGUGGACGGCGCAAUUCCCAUACCAGGCCUUGAUGCAACCAGUCAGGACGGUAUUUGAAAAUAUAUAUUUCAAAUGUUGUUAAUAUUAAGAAAAAUAUUUGUGAAAAGAAAUUUGAGAUUGUCCCAUCUCAUAAGAAUCCCUGAGUUCUGUUUUCAACCCCUUUAUAUUUGUCUCUAGAGUAGAGGCACUCAGUGUUUAGUUAGCUUAGUUAGCAUCAGCUCCUCUCUCUGUGAUAACAGAGGACUUGGUUUUUAUUAACUACCUCACCGAUAUGAGUUUCUGAAUGACAUAACAGUCCACAGCAUAUGGUCUAAAAAAAACAAUGUGAUUUUUUUUAAUUAUUUUUUUUAUUUGAAAAUGUACCAUUGUCAAUGUUAGAAGACUGCUAGAGUUGUAUGUAAUGUAUAUGUAAUUCAAAAGUACUAUGUCUAUUCAUUUAUCUAUUUUUUGUAAUAUGAUUUGUAGGUGAUGAGUGGUUGAUAUGUAUGUUAGAUGGAUGCUCUCCAGGGGAUUGAAAAAGGUUUGCUGCUCGACAUUUUUUCCUUUUUCUAGAUUAAAAUGUAUUUGAUGGCUUCUCGCCGUUCAAUCCCUAUAGGCCCUGUUUAUGUUUGGAACUGGACCCAUUCCCUGGCUGUGGUCAGGCCUAUCGCACACCAGAAACAAGGCUGCAUCCAGGAGGGUACAACAUUGUGGAACGUGCAAAUAGAUAUGGAAGCAUCUCAGUUCUUAUUCAUGCAAUCAAUGUAGUACGUUUCACACUCUUGAACGCAACCCAGGUUUCGUGGUGUUUUCCACAAAGGCCGGUUGUGUAAAUGUUAGCCUUUUGAUCUGGACAAGGCCUUACUACAGACCUACAGUAAUGUACACACUGGAAACGGCCGGUCAAUGUCAACCUUCAACUUCUGCAAAUAAAGGGUUGAAUUUGA
Molecule: messenger RNA, 9071 nt
Organism: Salvelinus fontinalis (brook trout)
Lineage: Eukaryota; Metazoa; Chordata; Actinopteri; Salmoniformes; Salmonidae
Product: mitogen-activated protein kinase 8-like
Exons: 12
Coding region: 2291-3760 (489 amino acids)
Biological process (GO): protein phosphorylation; JNK cascade
Cellular component (GO): cytoplasm; nucleus
Molecular function (GO): ATP binding; JUN kinase activity
Source: RefSeq, a predicted model, not a curated record